UUUUAUUGAAAUCACUUUAUGUAAAUUAGUAUUGCGGAUAUGUUGAUACAGAAACUGUGUUGAGGACUUGGGUACCAAAUCGUUUGAAGAAGAAAUACAAGAGGAAAUAAACGGCGGAAUACAACACCCAAAAUUGUACUUACGAAAGUCAGAUUACAUAACAAUGAAGGGGUACCUUACACAUCUGUUAAUUUGUGCAUGUUGGUGUUCUCUGGUAAUGGGCUGCGGUCGCGGCGGGGGUCGUCGCUGUCCACCGCGUGAUACAACCAAACCUACAAUAACAUGUCCACCAGACAGGCACGAAAUCGCUGAUCCAUUUCAAAUAAACACUAAAGUAGGGUGGGAUGAAAGUUCCAUAGUAGCAAAUGACAACCGGGACGGACCUAUAACGCCAACCAGAAUCGGAAAGGCGCCAGGGAAAUUAUUUUCCGAGGGCGCUACAACAAUAAAGUACCAUGCUAAAGACAAAAGUGGAAAUUAUGCGUCUUGUACAUUCACGAUAAAUGUAAAAGUUCUACGUUGCAAUCAUUGGGGUGAUGUACCUGACGGCUGGAAGAUAUGUCACGUGAGUCAUGACAUGAGACUUGGUAGUAUAUGUCGUUUUGGUUGCUACGGAGGCCACGAGCUGGUCGGGGCAAGCAGAACAGAAUGUUUGGAGUCAGAACAAUGGGACACGGCCACUCAACCUUACUGUCAAAAACUCCAGUGUGAAAAAUUAUACCCAACUUCCGGUCAAUAUGGCGUCGUAGAUAUAACAUGCACUGAUGAUAACUACUACAGAAGUAUGUGCUCUUAUAACUGUGCCGAUGGCUACAGCGUGUUACCAGGUCAUAGCAAGGUUCAAGUUUGCAACGAGUUUGGCUUUUGGCGUGGUAGUACGCCUAUGUGUGUAGACACCGAGCCUCCAGUAUACACAACUUGCCCGUAUGUUAAAGUUGGUUAUGCUGAACGCACGAAGACAACAGGACGUGUCUGGUGGAACGAUCCUAUAGCUUCUGACAACAGCGGAAGUGUCACUUCUACUCAGAUUUCUGGGCCAGAAUCUGGAUCAGACCUGCAAGUUGGCGAAUAUACUGUCCAAUACAUGGCAAACGAUGCCGUCAAUAACACAGCCAUCUGUGAGUUUAAGGUUGUCGUAAAACAGAUAAAAUGCCACACUGUAUACCCACUGCCGUACACUUCCGUAGUAUGCCCGGAUGGAAGGAUCUACGGAUCUACUUGUCAGUUCAUGUGUGACAAUGGUACAGUUCUAAAUGGUCCGGCAUAUGCUGAAUGCGAUAAAACGGGCUCUGUCGUCCCAUACGGAGCUUGGACAUUCGGGGACAGCCAACCAUAUUGUGAAAGUCAGAAUACGUGCCCAGCCCUUAGUGCCCCAGACAAUGGCGCACUGGCAUGUGACACAUGGCUCAAUGGGAAGUAUUGCCAAAUGUUGUGUGAAGAUGGUUAUGUUGUCAUGGACGACCCGCAGACGGCAGCUAACGAAGUUCGUAUACACAAAACUUUACUGGUAUGUGGCGAUUCUGGAACAUGGUACAUUUCCGGCGACAUUCCGAAUUGCCAAGAGGUUGACCCAAGAAUUGCGCUGUUAUUCCGAAUCGAUAUUAACUAUCUUUACUAUGACGGCCCAUGUGAUGAAACCAGAGAUGAUAUAAAAAACAAGUUCAUCGAGGCUUUCACGGCAGCCACGAAUCAGACAUGCAAGCAACCGGACUGUCAAGUUUCUCUUGUUCAAAUUAUCUGCGGUGAUAGAACUGGUGGUACUGACAGGAAACGUAGGGAUGCCACUAACGGAAUACAAUUCGAAGUGGAAGUGGAGAUCUCCAGCAACCAGAGUUCUGCGGACAAGCUUAAAGCAAGAAGCUCCAUCAAAAAUUCACUGAACGCGGCACGUGAGAGCGGGAACCUUGACAUUGAAAUAGACGGUACUAUCAACAGUCCAUCUGCUAUAAAGGUUUCCCAGCUAGAAGGGAACUGUACAGUUGGAAGUGCUUACAACAAGAAAACAUUACAGUGUGUGACAUGCAAAGCAGGUUAUUACCAUGAUACCAAUAGUGACGUCUGCAGCCCUUGUGCUCGUGGUUCUUAUCAAGAUCAAUCUCGACAAAACUCUUGUAAACCUUGCCCUGCAGGCACAACAACCAAAACUAAGGGAGCUCACUCCGCAUCCCAGUGCGAGGAGGCGUGCCCAGCAGGAUUUUACUCAGCAACUGGGACCCCGCCCUGUUCUGCCUGUGAUCUGGGAUGGUUCAGUGAAAACUAUGGAAGCAAGGAGUGUACACAAUGUCAGGGAUCACAAAUUACACUUAUAGCUGGGGCAACAUCCGGGUCUCAAUGUAAAGAGUUUGAUAUCACUUACAACAAACUGAACGAGUCGGAUGAGCUUUCUGCGGCUACCUUAAAUUUGGAGUUUGCUGACAUGAGUCAAUUUACUCUAACAUUGUUUGUCAAGUGUGAGCAGUGUAACAGUAUCUUUAGCAUCACCAGCACAGAUCAGACGAUACUUUCUAUUAUAAACACUGAUGAACUGUUGGUCGAAUAUAAUGGCCAUACAUUUAACACUGGUGAAGAUAUAGCCAACUCUAUGCUGUGGAACCAGAUAACAGUUGUAAAAACUGGUACUGAACUGAGUACAUACUUGAAUGACCGCCAACUAUUUAUGGAACAGUUAUCUAAGCGGAAAAGAAGGUCCACGGAUACUGCAAUGAAUGUUACAAUUGGAGGUGAAGGAUUCGUAGGUUCUGUGUCUCAGAUGAAUAUAUGGUCAGAUGUAAAUGCCUUUUCCCCGACAGAGACAGACACGUGUUUUGGUACAGACAAAGGUGAUCUGAUAAAUUGGAGACAAUUCUCAGAGCUGGAUGGAUCGUUUGUACUUAUAAAGAGCAAAUGUGAUGUUGACAAUGGCUGUCAGGAUUUGCCGUGUAAAAAUGGUGGCUCCUGCUCAGAUUCUGUUGGAAGCUUUUCCUGCGCGUGUUUGAGAGGUUAUACCGGAAGUUUAUGUGAAGUCAAUAUUAAUGAUUGUCUUGACAACGCUUGUGACAAUAAUGCUACAUGUAUUGAUGGAGAGGAUACAUACACGUGUGUUUGUUCAGAAGGGUUCACUGGACAAUUGUGUGAAAUACGAUACGUGGACGGUGGUUGGACAGAGUGGGAGACAAGUGGUGAAUGCUCGGUGACAUGUGGGCCAGGGUGGCAGCAGUUAUCACGUGUUUGUGAAAAUCCUAUUCCUAUAAAUGGAGGGAGAGAAUGUGAAGGCAGUAACACGACAGUGGAUGUAUGCGAAACCAACGUAACCUGUGUAAACGAAUGUGUGAACGAACCUACACACCUCGAAAAUGGAAAAAUGAACUGCGAGUGGACAAACAAUGAGACACGUGUUUGCAAGCCCACGUGCGAUGAAGGUUUCGACUUUGAUGGAGACAUAUUCAACAUGUCUGGAAUCAUUUGUGGACCAGACACUGGUUACACGUGGAACAUUAACAACACUGACAACCCGCAGUCUCAAAUACCCUCUUGUACACCAAAGCUCCCGGCACUGCGCAACAAACUCAACAUAUCGGCUGAAUACCCAACACUUUCCACAUUAACUUCCGACUUGGCCUCUCAUGUAAAGACGAAGGUAAAUAAUAAGAUGAAACAGAUAACAAGUAUAGAUAACGGAAGUGUUGCGCUGCAGGAUACACAUGUCUUCACUUCCGGCCAAUCAUCGGAGAGAAAACGAAGGGACACAAGCUAUGUGAUGUUCACGAUAGAGUUAACAUGUGAUAUUACUGCCGGCAUAAACCAGUGCUACGACCUUCUUGCUGAAAUUGUGGAAGCUUUAAAUACAUACAUUGCAAACUUAGAAUUUACCAUACAAUAUGGUGGCGAUGACCAUGAUGUUGCUGUGAACAGUUCAACUCUGGACGGUGUGUCAGUGUGUGAACCAGGACAUGUUUCUGUGUGGCAAUACUGUGUGUCAUGUGGAAAAGGAACUUAUGCAACCAAUGAUUACUGUGAACGUUGUCCGCGUGGAUACUAUCAAGACGAGGAGGCUCAGACAUCCUGUAAGCAGUGUCCGGAAGGAUGGACCACAGCUGGGCUGAUGACAAGGGCCAAUGAAUAUUGCAACAUUGCUACCCCAGAGGAAGACAGUUCUGUAUUCAACUGGUUCAUUACCGGUCUAGCUAUUGGUGGUUCUGUUGCAAUUUGUCUUAUCUUAAUGGCCACGAUCAUGUUCAUCUGUAAAAGCAUGAACUCACGGAAGAACCGGACCAAUUGUGGUAGCAAUAUCGGACAUAUAGAUUCACCGGACAAUAUGGCUAACGCAAAUCGUAGAUUUGAGACGAGAAACCUCCCGAAUAAUCCGAAUAGAUUGGGGGAAAACUUAGAUACUGCAGCUAGAGAUAACUGGGACAUGCCACCUGCAUACAGUGUAAUAGCAGCAGCUGGAUACCCGAAUGUUUCAAAGGGAGCGAUGUCAGCAGCACACGACAAUCCAGCAUAUACAGAAUGGAGUGGAAAUCCUUGGAGAGACACCGACUUUAAUACAGAAAAACGCCCAUGCUUCAAACCAAGGCAUGACUCUCCAGUGCCAGUGAAGACUGAUGCAUGGUCCUAAGAGGACUGAUCACAAUAAAGUGAAUAUUUCAACACAAACUGAAAGAUUCAACGGUGAUUGUAAAAUGAUAUGAUUCACUGCUGAAACCUUUUUACAGUCAAAUGAUAUUGUUUCACUCUGUGAUAAAACAUUACUUUAUGUUUGUUAAAUUGUCAAAAAUCUGUGAUUUAAUUUAUUUACAGUUUAAAAAAGUUCAUUCAGUCGAAAGCCAGAUUGCCAGAGUUAAUACAUGGGCGGAUCCAGUAAAAAAGUAGUUUUUAUGCAAGAAUACGUAACUUCAUCACAACAAGCUUGUUAGCUCAACUUUUCGAAGAAUAUCCCUAGCUAUUCUACUCAGGCUGGCGUCGGCGUCGGCGUCGGCGUCGGCGUCACACCUUGUUUACAAUUUUGCUUGCAAGUACGGAAAGUUAUCAUUUAAAGGCAUACAGCUUUGAAACUUAUUUUUUCUUUUCCUAGGUCAAUUACCAACCUCACUGGGUCAAGUCCUAUAACUCUUACAUGUAUUUUGGGCAAAUCAUGCCCUUUUGGACUUAGAAAAUCUUGGUUAAAGUUUUGCAUGCAAGUUACGAUCUCAAAAACAAAUGCAAAUAUUGCAUUGAAGCUUCACACGUUUCUUCAGAUUGAUAAAACUAAAUCAUAGCAUCAUAAAUCAUAACAUCAAGUCCCAUAACUCUGACAUGUAUUUUGCCAAGCUGUGUCUUCUUUUGAAGGUUAAAGUUUGUCAUGCAACUUACCAUCCCCCAAACUAAUGUAGAUACUGCAUUGAAACUGUAUAGAUAUUUUACUAACAUUUAGGGUAAUAUUCCUGCUUCUGGGACACCAAUUCGAAUAGUCGAGCAUUGGCUCUCUUACGGUCAACACUUGUUUUUAUAUACAACUAGCAACUUUUUUGAAGUUCAGAAUUCAGAAUGGGAAAUAAUUCAUAGCUGGGUUUUUGCAAUUAGUAAUGAUUCUUACUUAAAAUGGUUGCAAACAAGAAUUGUCCGACAAAUUUUAGGAACAGAUGUUCUACUGUACAAAAUGAAGAUAUCCGAAAUAGAAAAAUGUUCUUUUUGCAAAUUAGAAAAAGAAACAUUGCUUCAUUUGUUCUUGGAUUGUACCAAUAUACAUUCUUUACUUCGAUAUGUAACUAAUAUAAUUAAACGUUUUGAUGUAAAAUUUUACGUAGAUAAAUACCAAUAUAAGGAGAGGCGUUUCUGUUCGUGAAUAUGACUGUUUUCAUAUAGUAUUAGUAAUUUUAUUUUGUUCUAUGUGUUGAGGUUUUAGAACAUAAACAGAAUUACAUAAGUAUCUCUUCCCUGAA
This is a messenger RNA of Mercenaria mercenaria, 5900 nucleotides long. RefSeq names its product sushi, von Willebrand factor type A, EGF and pentraxin domain-containing protein 1-like. The transcript is spliced from 27 exons. The coding region runs from base 164 to 4597 and encodes 1477 amino acids. Gene Ontology annotation, molecular function: calcium ion binding. NCBI's taxonomy places the organism in Eukaryota, Metazoa, Mollusca, Bivalvia, Venerida, Veneridae. The record is from RefSeq and is a predicted model, not a curated record.